Molecule: messenger RNA, 1893 nt
Organism: Fusarium coffeatum
Lineage: Eukaryota; Fungi; Ascomycota; Sordariomycetes; Hypocreales; Nectriaceae
Exons: 4
Coding region: 1-1893 (630 amino acids)
Biological process (GO): proteasome-mediated ubiquitin-dependent protein catabolic process
Cellular component (GO): Cul4-RING E3 ubiquitin ligase complex
Molecular function (GO): protein binding
Source: RefSeq, a predicted model, not a curated record
AUGGCCCCUCUCGAGGAAGAGAGGAGUUCCCGGCCUUCGUUGACAGAUCAAAGUGAUGAAGAGUCCCGUAAUGAGAGUACACGUGAAUCAUCAGCAGGACCAACAUGGUACUAUGAAAUAGAGGAAGAAGAUGAUCAACCGGAUGAUGACGAGGAGGAAGAUGAAGACUAUGAGGAUCAGCCUGACGAAGAAGACGAGGAAGAUGAGGACGAUGACGAGGACGACGAUGCAGUUGAAGGAGGUGUCGGCGCACAGCGUCUCCUAAAUAUCGUUCGAACUGGCGCUAGGACAGGAUUAUUGACCAGGAGACAACUACUUGCCCUGAUGCAGGACCCUAACCUGACCAGUGUUCUGUUUCAAGACAAUGCAGAUGACGACGCAGAAUUUCUAGAUUGGCCCUUCAGAAGACGUCGAACACCGAAGGAUCCGAAUCGCUUUCCCAAAGUCCCAAGCGAGCAGGGGCUCAAACUUAUGCGAUCAGGAGCCUUUGGCGCAAACGACUAUAGUUUCGGAGCUAAGAAGCGUUUAGCCAUACGGAUGCUUGAGCGGGAGCUUGCUUUGGGAAAUCGCGAAGAUAGACUGCGGAAUACCGCUCUCAUCAACCAGGGUCUACUACCCCAGACAAGGGCAGAGAAGAUUGUUCAUUUCGAUGACCCAGUUUACUCUGGACAGUUUUCUGACGAUGGCAAUUUCUUUUUUGCCUGUUCUCAAGACUUCAAAGUUCGAAUGUACGAUACUUCAAGCCCAUACAACUGGAAGCAUUAUAAGACAGUCUCAUACCCGUGGGGCCAAUGGACACUCACAGAUGCCUCUCUGAGUCCUGACAACAAAUGGCUUGCUUAUACCUCGAUUCAAACUAUGGUCUCAAUAGCUCCUACAGAUCCAAAUGAUACAGGCGACCCUUAUACACUGGAUCUUGACGACGGUCCGCCUCGGCAUGGUUGGCACGGACGACGCGGAUUUGGCAUCUGGUCCGUUCGUUUCUCUGGCGAUGGAAGGGAGCUGGUAGCAGGAACAAGCGCUGCUUCCAUUGUUGUAUACGAUAUUGAGUCACGAACUGUCCUGGAAAAUGUUAGGGGGCAUCAGGAUGAUGUUAACGCAGUAUGUUUCGCCGAUAAGAUGUCGCCGCAUAUCCUUUACUCGGGGUCCGACGAUACAACGAUCAAAGUAUGGGAUAGGCGAAGUAUGGGCGAUAACCGAGAGGCCGGGGCUUUCGUUGGCCAUAUUGAGGGUUUAACGUAUAUCGACAGCAAAGGCGACGGACGAUAUAUCCUCAGUAACGGCAAAGACCAGAGCAUGAAGCUUUGGGACCUUCGAAUGGCCAUGUCUACCGACCGGUACACCGAGCUUGAUCCCACGCGAACUGUCAACACGAGCGGUUUCGAUUAUCGAGGGGGAGUUUAUGACGAUGAAGAUUGGGAUGUGCAUCCUCACGACAACUCACUCGUGACUUUCCGAGGCCACAAAGUCCUUCGAACUCUUAUCCGGUGCCACUUUUCACCCCCAUCGGGUACCAACUCAAGAUACGUGUACUCGGGCAGUACAGACGGUAAGGUGUACAUAUGGAAUAUGGAUGCAACAUUGGCUGGAGUGGUGGAUGUCAAGAAAGCGACAAUGCGCACACGGCCGAUGGAUAACCGCCAUCGCUUUUAUCAUUUUGAUGAGCCAGGUAACUGGGGCACUUGUGUUCGCGACGCAAGCUGGCACCCCAACGCACCUCUCCUUGUUGCUUCCGCAUGGAACGGUUACAACAUGGCCAGAGGAACUUGCACUCUGCAUUCUUUUAAUGAGCACACUGAUGAUGAAGGAGACCCACCGAUGGGCCAUAGUGUCAAUCACGUACUUAAGGAACAGCCCGAGUUAUAUCACAAUUCGACAUAUGGGAUGGACUGA